GACAAACUGCAGCAUUUUUGUAUUAUUGGAUAUUUUGGGUCUGCUUGAAGUAUUUAAUUCAUAUGUACCAACAUUGUAUAACUCAAAACACCCAGCAUUUUAGUUUUCAAAUUUGACGUUUAUCGUUAAGACUUUUAUCUUGAAAUGCCUAAAAAAACGUCAAAAUUUGGCUUUUUUUUGGUGGCCAUCUUGAAUUGGGUUUAAUUCACCAGCGUUUCUGCCUUCACAUUCAUUGCAAAGGAGACCACGGUCAGGUCCAUCUAUUUAAUUUAAGCGUCUCUUUCGGGGGAGAAUGGGCUGAGUUAUGCUCUACGAUAUACCUCUGUCUGUUGAAGGAAACCCCGUUGUCUGCGAGUGCGUGUAGGUGGAUGAUUUCAGCGUGAUUUUUGGAGCGAUGUCUGCCGCAGAAGGAGCACACAGCCCGGACAGACUCAAUCAGUUUGAGCGGCUGUCUGGAAGGCCUCCGAUAAGAGCCGCAGGCUCUAAGAAGAGAGUUUCCUGGGUACAAGCUCGAAGACUCCUCGGCCAGCCCUGCCCCAGUCUACGGAUCCCUAACAGGUUUUUAAGAGAAGGUCACAGAGUCCCACCGGCCCGGAGUGGCCAUCGCUGUGUAGCAGACAACACCAACCUCUAUGUGUUCGGAGGGUACAACCCUGACUCCGAUGAAUCGGGCGGCUCAGAGAACGAAGACUACCCGUUGUUCAGGGAGCUGUGGAGGUUCCACUUCGCCACAGGGACAUGGCAACAGAUCCGCACGGAGGGUUUCAUGCCCACCGAACUGGCUUCGAUGUCAGCUGUUUUACACGGUAAUAACCUGCUUGUGUUCGGCGGGACCGGAAUCCCGUUCGGGGAAAACAACGGAAAUGAUGUUCACGUCUGCAAUGUAAAAUACAAACGUUGGUCCCUCCUCAACUGCAGGGGAAAGAAACCCAAUCGAAUAUAUGGACAGGCGAUGGCCAUAAUCAACGGCUUCCUGUAUGUAUUUGGAGGUACGACAGGCUACAUCUAUAGCACAGAUCUUCACAGACUGGAUCUAACAACACGUGAGUGGAUUCACCUGAAACCCAACAACCCUGCAGACGACCUGCCUGAGGAGCGAUAUAGGCAUGAGAUAGCUCAUGAUGGACAGAGGAUAUAUAUUCUAGGAGGUGGAACUUCCUGGACUUCCUACCCAUUAGACAAGAUACACGCAUAUAACCUUGAAACAAAUUCCUGGGAGGAAAUCACAACUAAGCCUCAUGAACGAAUAGGAUACCCAGCCCCACGGAGAUGUCAUAGUUGUGUGCAGAUUAAAAAUGAUGUAUUUAUAUGUGGAGGUUACAAUGGUGAAGUAAUACUGGACGACCUGUGGAAAAUCAACCUGCAGACGUUCCAGUGGAAUAAGCUACCUGCGGUGAUGCCUGAACCUGCAUAUUUCCACUGUGCUGCUGUUACCCCGGCCGGUUGCAUGUACAUCCACGGUGGUGUGGUGAACAUCCAUGAGAAUAAGCGGACUGGUUCCUUGUUUAAGAUCUGGCUGGUAGUGCCCAGUCUGCUGGAGCUGUGCUGGGAUCGUCUGCUCAAAUCUUUUCCGCACCUGGCCCAACUUACCCCCAUACAGCUGCUAAACUUGGGCCUCACCCAGGAACUCAUUGAACGCUUAAAAUAAAGAAGAGGGGGCUGUGAGCGCGAGAGACUAUAUGUAUACGUACUAUGUGUGUACUUUUUUUUUUUUUGAAGCUGAUCAUGGGCAGGACAACGGCACUUGACGCCAGCGCGUGGACUCAAGCUCCAGGAUCGACUAAGGAACCCCAUCCCAACGCAGUCCGCCUUAAAACCAAAAACUGUAGGAUGCCUUUUUUUUGUUUUGCGUAUGCACCUUUUAAUGAUUUGAAAAUCAAUACAAAACAUAAAUAUCCUUUAAAGAGAGGGUUUAUUUCCUCAAACACUAUAUGGGUCAGUGACCUGAAAGUUUUUUUUUUUGUUUUCUUGAGAUUGUACUAUUGUUAUUUAUUGGCCUUCAGAAGUGACAUGAGGGACGUUGAGUUGUUUUUACUGAUGUAUCUUAAUUCCUUUCCUGUCAAAGAAUUAUUUAAGUUUUAUAAAUCACAUCACAGCAUGAAUAUUUAAUCAGCAGUGAUGUAAUUGGGGUUUAAUUAGUUUCCAGGCAACUGUUCAGAUUACUCCUGAACAUAUACCAACUUAUGCAGAACUAUUGAUGCCUGGGAUUGUGAUUUAAGGUUUUACUGCAAUGAAAAUGGUGCAAACAGUGUUGAAAUGUUGAAUGUUUUAACAAAAUGGCAAUUUUUUGGUUUUCACUGCGAAUGUUGAUUUUUAGGUUGGACGCUGUUGCUCAGAUCUGCAGUUACAUCUGCACUUAAGGCACAAACACCAGACAAAGUAAUUUGUCUUUUCUUUUUUUUUCUUCAAACUAAGCUGUACAGCCAUAGCAGAGCUGUUCCCAUGUUUCACUCAAUUUUGUAAACCAGUCAUUACAUCACUGUGAAUAAGGUGCUCCUUAAUUUACUUUUAAAGCUUUUACUGAAAUAAAAUGUUUGUUUUUCCUUAAACGAAUCAUCACUCAUCGAAGUUUUUAAAUCAACACAUUUCAGCCAACUGCACACUCAUUUAAUUGAUCUAGUGCCUUUCUGAGCAAGACCUGAUAAUGUGCUAAAUUUAACAAUGAGACAAAGCCUUGCUAAAAGCACUUUAUUAUUAUUUCAUUUAAAUUUUACGCUGACCUAAUUUUAUAAGAGGUGCAUUACAAACAUUGACCAUUUUCAUCAAGCUUUCUAGCACUUGACACAUUUACAAUAAAUUAAAAUUUUAGACUAUUUUGUGUUUGGUCAGACUCAGCAUAAUGAUAUUUUUGGCCUUGUGUAUAUCUGUACCGUCAAAUAAAUAAAAAAACUGAUAACCUUCCUAUCAUUUAGCAAUAAUGUAGCGGAGCAUCUCUUUACUAUGCGGACCCAUUUAAACUAUCAAGCUCUGAAUUCAAAAACAGUCAAAAUGCCAAAUACAGUAUCUUGAAUUCAAAGUUCAUGCAUUUCAUUUUAACAUGUUAUGGUUUGUGGCCAUGUAACUACAUAGGCACCAGCAAUUGAUGUAGUUGAGUAAAUUGUUAAAUUUCUAAUUGCUAUUUUAACACCCUCUGUAUCUGUAGCUUCAUUUUGGAAUUUGGUCACAUACAUGCUUAUAAUGUGUGCCUAGCCACCACUUUCUGCCAUUUUAUUUCUUCAUGACUGGAUUCCUGUUUGCAUGGGUCAGGAUUUUAGGGUGCUUUGUCAUUCAGGCAAUGUGCAGACUUUGACAACUCCAUAUUUAUGACUUUCAUAGAAAUGAUUUCGGCAACACAGCGGAAUAUCUCACUCAGUCUGCAUGGCGUGAUGGGAGUCCCUACAUUUCUUUGCAUUUUUUGAGACAAGGGGUCUCGCUGGAUUUCAAUUCCUCAGUUGUGCAGCAAAUGUUCAUGGUACUUACUGGUUACCUGUAACUUGUGUACCAGUUUUGUGUUUUAUUGUUGAAAAAUGAAUAAACUUGUUCAAACUGC
Messenger RNA from Pimephales promelas (fathead minnow), 3529 nucleotides. RefSeq names its product kelch domain containing 10 (gene klhdc10). NCBI's taxonomy places the organism in Eukaryota, Metazoa, Chordata, Actinopteri, Cypriniformes, Leuciscidae. Gene Ontology annotation, molecular function: protein binding. The record is from RefSeq and is a predicted model, not a curated record. Gene Ontology annotation, biological process: positive regulation of stress-activated MAPK cascade.